This is a messenger RNA of Lotus japonicus, 740 nucleotides long. RefSeq names its product dolichol-phosphate mannose synthase subunit 3-like. The record is from RefSeq and is a predicted model, not a curated record. Gene Ontology annotation, biological process: GPI anchor biosynthetic process. Lineage: Eukaryota; Viridiplantae; Streptophyta; Magnoliopsida; Fabales; Fabaceae. Gene Ontology annotation, cellular component: dolichol-phosphate-mannose synthase complex; endoplasmic reticulum membrane. The coding region runs from base 350 to 619 and encodes 89 amino acids. The transcript has 5 exons.
UUCCACUAGUUAUUACUCCCUCCAUCGUGUUAGGGUUUGCAGCUCAACCCCGAAUUCAUCGUCUUCACAAAUCGUUUACUCUACGAUUUCUUUUCGGAACAGUCUCCAAAUCAAAAGUCAUCGGCAUCUGUCUUGCGAUUCGGUAACAGGGGUUGUGCCUGAAACUUCCAAGUGAUGCUGGGAAAAUGCGCAAGGGCUUUGAGUCAUGUUCAACUAUGAUAUGAAUAACACAGUAACCCCCCACCUGAUGGAAGUGGCAAAUAGUUUUAAGACUUGAAUUUAAGUGUAACUACUUUCUGUACAUACAAACUUACGCAGAAGUACAAUUGAUACAAUUUCAGAUUGAUAAAUGAAGCAUAUUGUAAAGAUUUUGACUAUGAUAAUGGCCAUUACUGCUUUAUGGGCUGGCCUUCUACAAGUUUCUAUGAUUCCACGCAGUCAUACUUGGUUGCUACCGAUCUAUUUUGUUGUGUCUUUAGGGUGUUAUGGUCUAUUAAUGGUUGGAGUUGGUCUGAUGAAUUUUCCUACAUGUCCUCAAGAAGCCCUCUUGUUGCAGAAGGACAUUGUAGAGGCCAAGGAAUACCUGAUGCAAAGAGGAGUUAAUGUCAGUACCAUUUGAGGUGGUCUGUAGAUCUUCCAGGGGUGAGAAGGGUUUUUGGCCUUUUACAUUGUACACAAAACACGAGUGUGAGCUGCUUUGGAUUUCGACUAAUGAGAUUUACUUUUUCUACUUCGAUCAA